Aspergillus chevalieri is the source of this 402-nucleotide messenger RNA. RefSeq lists its product as uncharacterized. The record is from RefSeq and is a predicted model, not a curated record. The coding region runs from base 1 to 402 and encodes 133 amino acids. NCBI's taxonomy places the organism in Eukaryota, Fungi, Ascomycota, Eurotiomycetes, Eurotiales, Aspergillaceae. The transcript has a single exon.
AUGGUCACAACCAUCAUCGACUGGCAGUCUGCUAGCAUUGAACCGGCGUUCUGGUAUUGCGACGAGAUACCCGACUUUGCAACAGGGGACGAGAUCCACACUAAAGCUUUCAAUCUCUGCUCUCAAUUCCACACACUUGCUCUCUCCGGACAGAUGAUGGACGAAAACCUCUUUCGGCCGUUUAUCCACAGCUACCAAACGUGGAAGGAUUGUGCUGUAGCCCUUCCUCACGAGUUGCUUGAGACUGCUCAACGUUGGAAACAUUUGGAGUUUGCAGGAGGAUAUCCGUUCAUCUCUCCUUUGUCGAAGGAGCUCGUAGAUCAUGAGAAGAAGUAUAGGCUCUUCGUAGCGGCGCCAAGGUCUCAGGCGGGACCUGUCGGGCUUGCUUCACGCUGCAACUGA